Leptinotarsa decemlineata (Colorado potato beetle) is the source of this 3005-nucleotide messenger RNA. It is a transcript of the gene Pi3K59F, whose product is annotated as Phosphatidylinositol 3-kinase 59F. NCBI's taxonomy places the organism in Eukaryota, Metazoa, Arthropoda, Insecta, Coleoptera, Chrysomelidae. Gene Ontology annotation, molecular function: 1-phosphatidylinositol-3-kinase activity. Gene Ontology annotation, biological process: autophagosome assembly; endocytosis; phosphatidylinositol-3-phosphate biosynthetic process. The record is from RefSeq and is a predicted model, not a curated record. Gene Ontology annotation, cellular component: endosome; phagophore assembly site; membrane.
AAGACGAAGAAAUCAGAUGUUUGUUGUUUAUGUUUCCCUUUGUUUGCAUUUCAUUGCAUUCAUUCGCAAUAUUCCCAUAUAUGCUUAAUGGCAGUGAUGGUUCUAAGAGUAGUAGUGUAGUUGUUGCCAAAAUUUGACUAAAAUGGGACAUUUAACUGAAUUAAGCGAUAAAUUUUAUUACUUCUACAGCUCGUCACUGACGGAAAACAUUCAAAUUAAAAUAGGAACACUGGAAGGGAAAAGGCAGAAACCAGAAUAUGAUCAACUAUUACUCGAUCCUAAAUUGAAAUUUUCUGGUCUUUGUCAGGAUGGUUCUCCAGAUUUGAAGGUAGUUUGCCAAAUUUUCCAUGAAAAUCGCCCUAUUAAUAGAGCAGUUUCUACUUCAUACAAAGCAUUCAGUUCAAGGUGGAAUUGGAAUGAAUGGAUCACUCUACCUGUCAAAUUCAGUGUUUUACCGAGGGAUUCUCAGCUUGUUAUAACUAUUUAUGAUUGCUAUGGUCCAAAAAUAAUGAUUCCGGUGGGCGGAACUACAAUAUCAUUAUUUAGCAAGCAUGGUUUAUUUCGACAGGGAAUGCUCGACUUGAGAGUGUGGCCUAAUAAGGUAGGGGAUGGUAAUUUUCCUACAACUACACCAGCCAAAGUGAAAAAUAAUGGAAAAGAUCAAAUGCAAAGAUUGGCGAAACUGGCUAAAAAACAUAGGAAUGGUCAUAUUACAAAGGUAGAUUGGCUGGAUAGAUUAACAUUUAGAGAACUGGAAAUGAUAAACGAAAAGGAAAAAAGAUCAUCUGAAUACUUUUACUUGGUGGUUGAAUUUCCUUCAAUAACUUUCAACAAUAUACCCCAUCAUAUUGUUCAUUUUGAGCAAAAUGGCGAAGAAAUCAUAUCUGUGAAAUCUCAUGGAGAUUUGGUAACUUCUCCUGAUCCAGAGGUUUUGAAGGAAAAUCUGGUGGAAAGCAAACAACAUAAACUUGCAAGGUCUCUCAGAAGCGGUCUCUGUGAUAAAGAUGUUAAACCCAAUGCUGCAAUGCGAGACACACUCAACAAAAUUGUGUCUUACCCACCAACCAAAAACCUUUCAAUUGAAGAGCAAGAUACUGUUUGGAAAUACAGGUUUUAUCUAAGUACACAAAAGAAAGCUUUAGCAAAAUUCUUGAAAUGUGUAAAUUGGCAUCAGCCGAUUGAAGUGAGUCAAGCACUUCACAUGAUGGAAAUUUGGGAUCCCAUGGAUGUAGAGGAUGCUCUUGAAUUGUUAAGUCCAAACUUCACUCAUCCUGCAGUACGACGGUAUGCUGUUGGCAGGCUGCAGCAGGCUCCUAAUGAAGAUAUUUUAUUGUAUUUGCUGCAGUUAGUCCAAGCUUUAAAAUAUGAAAAUUUUGACACUAUUCAAAGGGGUUACUUAAGUGUUUCAUCUGGAAUUACGUCAAUUUUUCCAUUUGAAGAGAAAGAAGCACAGCUGGAAAAGAAAGAUAGCAAAGAAAGUAAUAGCACAAUAACAAAUGAACCCAUUCUGCAACUAUCUUCUAGUUAUGAUCAAGCUGACCAAAUUGCAGACUCAGUCGUAAAUAGUAUUAGUGAAAGUUCAGAUCAGGAACCUACAAGCUUACCAGAUAGUAUUUCUCAAAAUCCCAAUACUGAUAGUGGAAAUACAGAUACUCUACGAAGCCCUUUGUAUGAAAGAGAGACCACAGAAGAUCUGGCAUCAUUUCUGAUAGAUAGGGCGUGUCAGAACUUCAAACUAGCCAACUAUUUUUAUUGGUAUCUAUUAUUAGAAUGUGAAGAUCAAGAUUCAAACUUGAACCAAGAUGCAAGUGAUGAAGUUACUAGAAAUAUGUAUCUUACUGUAAUGAAAAGAUUUUCUCAGGCAUUAGCCAAAGGUUAUGAAUUCAUGCAGGAGAAAAGAAUUAUUUUGUCAAAACAGCAAAAAUUCAUUGACAAAAUUGUGACAUUGAUAACAAAUAUAUCUAAGGAAACAGGAAAUCGCAAGAAGAGGGCUGAAAGAUUGCAGCAACUGUUAGCAGAUCCUGACUCUCUUAAAUUUAAUUUCUCUAAAUUUGAUCCUAUCCCUUUCCCAUUAGAUCCAGAAGUGAUCAUCAGUGGAAUAGUACCUGAAAAAGCUUGCCUUUUUAAAUCGGCAAUGAUGCCGGCUAAAAUACAUUUCAAGACUGCUGAUGAUGAAGAAUAUGUAGCCAUUUUCAAAUAUGGGGACGACUUGAGACAAGAUCAACUCAUUCUGCAGAUGAUUACUCUCAUGGACAAACUGCUCCGGAAAGAGAAUCUAGACCUGAAAUUAACACCAUAUAGAGUUCUUGCUACUAGUACAAAACAUGGCUUUGUUCAAUUCAUUGAAUCUGUUACUAUCGCUGAGGCUGUAGCCACAGAAGGGUCUAUUCAAAAUUAUUUUCGAAAGAAUCAUCCCCAGGAAAAUUCUCCUUAUGGAAUUGCUCCUGACAUUAUGGACACUUACGUGAGAUCCUGUGCUGGAUACUGCAUUAUAACCUAUUUGUUAGGGGUAGGCGAUAGACAUCUAGAUAACCUGUUGCUUACAAAAAAUGGAAAACUCUUUCACAUUGAUUUCGGAUAUAUAUUAGGAAGAGAUCCAAAACCCAUGCCACCACCCAUGAAACUUAGCAGAGAAAUGGUUGACGCCAUGGGUGGUGUGAAUGCAGAACAUUUUCAGGAAUUUCGCAAAUUAUGUUAUACUGCAUUUCUUCAUCUUAGGAGACACGCCAAUUUGAUGCUCAACUUGUUUUCUCUGAUGGUUGAUACUAGUGUUCCUGAUAUAGCACUGGAACCAGAUAAAGCCGUAAGGAAAGUUCAAGACAAACUGAGUCUUGAUUUAGGGGAUGAAGAAGCAGUUCACUAUAUUCAAAAUCUGUUGGAAACAUCUGCAAGUGCAGUAAUGCCUGUCAUUGUAGAACACUUACACAAAUUUACUCAAUAUAUCAGAAAAUAAUAUCUGAUAGGAAAUAGUAAAUGAAUAAAUUAAACUUUUUAUGUUUUGAAUA